AUAUUGCUGUUGUAGAGAUGAGUGAUGCCUUCCGUCAGCCUUCCCUGUUCUACCACCUGGGAGUCAGGGAGAGCUUCAGCAUGGCUAACAACAUCAUUCUCUACUGUGACACAAAUGCAGAGUCUCUGCAGUCACUGAAGGUGUACUGCUGUGAUAGCAGUUUCAUGAAGGGACUGACAGAGCUGAUGCCUCCCGGUUUAGAGUCGCUUCUUGGGCCUAUAUGCUUACCUCUGGUGGAUCGAUUUAUCCAGCUCUUGAAGGUGGCACAGGCCAGUUCAAGCCAGUAUUUCCGGGAAUCCAUUCUGAAUGACAUCAGGAAGGCUCGUACCCUGUACAUGGGUAAAGAUCUCGCAGCAGAGCUGGCAAGGAUUCGACAGCGAGUGGACAAUGUUGAAGUCUUGUCUGCUGACAUCGUAAUAAACUUGCUGCUGUCCUACAGAGACAUCCAGGAUUAUGAUUCUAUUGUGAAACUGGUGAAAACUUUAGAAAAACUGCCUACGUUUGACUUGGCUUCCCACCACCAUGUGAGGCUGCAUUAUGCAUUUGCGCUCAACAGGCGAAAUCUGCCUGGAGACAGACAGAAAGCUCUAGAAAUUAUGAUUCCCCUGGUAGAACAGGACGACCAAGUAGCUUCAGAUAUGUACUGUCUGGUUGGUCGAAUUUACAAGGACAUGUUUUUGGAAUCUGGGUUCACAGAUACCUUAAGCAGGGACAAAGCAACAUUCUGGUUCAAGAAGGCAUUUGAGUCGGAGCCAACAUUACCAUCAGGAAUUAAUUAUGCAGUACUGCUUCUGGCAGCUGGACAUUGCUUUGAUACUUCUUUUGAGCUGCGGAAAGUUGGAGUAAAGAUCAGCAGCCUGCUUGGUAAAAAGGGGAGCUUGGAGAAACUGCAGAGCUAUUGGGAAGUGGGAUCUUUCUUGGGGGCCAGUAUGUUGGCUAAUGAUCAUAUAAGAGUGAUCCAGGCUUCAGAAAAGCUGUUUAAGCUAAAGGCACCAGCAUGGUACCUGCAGUCUAUUGUAGAGACUAUUUUGAUAUAUCAGCAUUUCAAGAAACUGACUCCAGAGCAACAUACAGCCAAACAGGAACUUGUGGAUUUCUGGAUGGACUUCCUUGUUGAAGCCACAAAGACAGAUGUGACCGUAGUUCGAUUUCCA
Molecule: messenger RNA, 1154 nt
Organism: Acanthisitta chloris (rifleman)
Lineage: Eukaryota; Metazoa; Chordata; Aves; Passeriformes; Acanthisittidae
Product: mitogen-activated protein kinase kinase kinase 5-like
Exons: 8
Biological process (GO): cellular response to stress
Molecular function (GO): MAP kinase kinase kinase activity
Source: RefSeq, a predicted model, not a curated record